UGGUGUACGUGGUUUUACUUUAUUUUAAAAUUCGUUUGGUAUUUGUUGCAUUAUCCUUCAAAAAGCCUAAACAAGCUAAUCCCAGGGUCGUCACUUAACAGGCUCUACAGCUGCAGCAACGAGACACGAGUGAGGAGAAAUGGAAUUUCCUGAUCUGGGGAAACACUGUUCGGAGAGCUUUUGCAGGCAAAUCGACUUCUUGCCUGUAAAAUGUGAUGCAUGUCAGAAAGUUUUCUGUAGUGAUCAUUUCACGUACAGCUCGCAUCAAUGCCCUUCUGCGUACAAGAAAGAUGUCCAGGUGCCAGUCUGCCCCCUGUGCAACGUCCCAGUACCCAUGAAGCGGGGGGACAUGCCAGAUAUCUCUGUGAGUGCGCACAUUGACAAUGACUGCAAAAGUGAUCCAGCUGUGAAGAAGAGGAAAAUCUAUACAAACAGGUGUAACAAGAAGGGCUGCAAGGUGAAGGAACUGAUCAAAGUCACCUGUGACAGCUGCCAGCUCAAUUUCUGCCUCACUCAUCGGCAUCCCCAAGAUCACGAGUGUGGAGGUGCCGCAAAGGGAGCUUCGACAAGCAGGGCUGGCCUGGCUGCCAUGCAGAGGCUUCAGGCAUCCAAGGCAGCCCCCAGAUCCACCGGAAGCAGUUCAUCUUCCAACUCGGGCAGCAGGUGGAGUAGAAAUGUGUCUCGCGCCUCUCCCGCAGAGCUGCAAGGGAACCUGACUGAAGAUCAGGCACUGGCCAGGGCUAUCCAGGAGUCUCUGUCGGAAUCCAGACCAAUGACCCAGGAGGAAAUGGACCGUGAGAUCGCCCAGGCCCUGGCCGCUUCAGAUGAGGCUCAGAGACCAGCCGCCAGAGCACAGAGACCAACCAACAGCUGUGCUAUGGCAUGAUUGUGAUAAAUGAUAACUGGUUUGUCAGAUACCUAUGUACUUAUUUCAGACAUCUAUUUUUGUGAUGUGAUUACUGAUUAGUUGGACAGGCAGUACAAAGUGCACAGUGCAUGUCUGUGGUAUUCCAGAAUCCACACCAUAAUUGCUGGACAUGAUGUGAUCACUGAGUAGGAAGCAAAACCUAUUUCAAAUGUUAUCGCUGCCUUGUAUUGCAAGCUGACUCACACUUAUUUGCUACCUUCACCAUUCAUGGUUUGUGUGGUGAAAGCUUUGAAUGUGAUAAUUCCUUGGAAUAGGUGGAAAUCUGUGUGUGUCACCAUUCACUAUUAGUGUCUCUAGGUGACCAUUUGACUAGGUAACUUUGGCUCAGUGAAUUAGAGCAGUGUGACUCAAAACUGCGGCACUGUUACAUCAUGCAGAAUUUUGAACAAGCACCUUUACCUUGUAUUGAUAGCUUAUUGCGUUUGCUUCUGAGUGAUAUGUGAAAUAAAUGGAGAUAAACUCA
Amphibalanus amphitrite is the source of this 1391-nucleotide messenger RNA. RefSeq names its product AN1-type zinc finger protein 2A-like. Bases 140 to 886 code for a protein of 248 amino acids. The record is from RefSeq and is a predicted model, not a curated record. Gene Ontology annotation, cellular component: endoplasmic reticulum; cytoplasm. Gene Ontology annotation, biological process: protein targeting to ER; proteasome-mediated ubiquitin-dependent protein catabolic process. NCBI's taxonomy places the organism in Eukaryota, Metazoa, Arthropoda, Thecostraca, Balanomorpha, Balanidae. The transcript has a single exon. Gene Ontology annotation, molecular function: zinc ion binding.